Pecten maximus is the source of this 1282-nucleotide messenger RNA. RefSeq lists its product as uncharacterized. Lineage: Eukaryota; Metazoa; Mollusca; Bivalvia; Pectinida; Pectinidae. The transcript is spliced from 4 exons. The record is from RefSeq and is a predicted model, not a curated record. The coding region runs from base 4 to 951 and encodes 315 amino acids.
AAAAUGUAUGACGGUUUCCUCAUCGCUGUGUUACUUGUGCCUGUUGUAAGUACCACGAAUUACCACAACUUUGGGACUGAUAUCGAUUACUACCAGGUCCUAAAUGUUACACGCUCCGCCAAAGUCUCCACGAUCCGGACGGCAUACCGGAAACUUGCCCUACGGCUACAUCCUGACACCAGUGGGUGUGACACGACUAAGCAAUUCCAGAUUUUGGGGGAGGCGAAGAAUAUUCUAACGGAUAAAAAAGAAAGGGUAGUGUACAACAUGUUUCACCCUGAAGCUGGGUACUGGUCAGAAGCAUACGACUGGGACAUGGCGGACUGUGAGAUGCGGAAUGCUUCACUUGUACAGAAAGUUCAUAGGAAGGCUACAGAUGUAUUACGAGGCUGUAUACAAAUACUGAAGGAUCAUUGGCGGAUUCAAAUACCAUCUAUGACGUCAUAUAUAGAUCUAUAUAAGACUAUUCUGACAGACUACUUUGUGAUUGGUGUGUUGUUAGUUUCCUCGGCAACACUUUGGUGCAGCGACUUAAUAGGUCAAUUCAUCUCUGCUGUUGGCUGUGCUUUCUACGGCCUUCAUCUUCUCACAGUGGCUUAUUCCAGUAGUCAUUUAUUUGUCAUGGAAAUCAUCAAAAAGCUAUUUUUCCAUUUAUUCCAUGGACCUUCAUUGAGAGCUUCGGUACUGAAGAAUAAUUAUAUACUGAAUUGCUACCUGUAUAUGUUGCUGUCCUUGGUCGCUGUUGCGCUUGUAUUUCACUACUACCGCCCUAGGCACGUGACCCAGAUUUCAAACGUUUUGUGGACUAUGAUCACAGUCGUCGGUUGUGUGACCAUUCUUGCGGGUCUACCCAGCACAGAGAUGUAUUUAGACUUUAGAAGUCAAUCAGAAUAUUCUUCUAUUUAUACUUUGAUACUAUGUGGACUUAUACUUUAUGUUUUACGUAGCUGACAAAUGCACGCUUGUCUAGAUCCAAUGUUAAUGGUAUGUUUCAGAAUUUGGUUAUGAAAACAAUUAAUAUCGACACAAAAUACAUGUAGCAAUCAACGAAAGGUGAAUGUAUUUCCGUAUUUAACUUUAAACCCUGAACAAAGUAUGACGAAUGCGUUCCAAGGAAAUAUAAAAUGGAAGUUUCAUUACGAUUACGUAAGGCCUAUAUCACAUUUCAAUUUAAAAUUAACCAUGUGGGGAUUGUGUAUAUUUUUUUGUUUAUUUCCCGUUGUUAUAUGAUAUCAUUGUGUUGCUGCUUUACCGGUAAAACAAUUAUAUACGAAUAUGCGAC